Molecule: messenger RNA, 2659 nt
Organism: Austrofundulus limnaeus
Lineage: Eukaryota; Metazoa; Chordata; Actinopteri; Cyprinodontiformes; Rivulidae
Product: somatostatin receptor type 5
Exons: 4
Coding region: 289-1410 (373 amino acids)
Biological process (GO): neuropeptide signaling pathway; regulation of insulin secretion; cellular response to glucocorticoid stimulus
Cellular component (GO): neuron projection; plasma membrane
Molecular function (GO): somatostatin receptor activity; neuropeptide binding
Source: RefSeq, a predicted model, not a curated record
GACUUGUCGUCGCGCAGCGCAGCAAGUCAUUUCGGUCCCCUGCAGGAUUCCUCUCACUAAUGAAACUAACCAAAUGUUGCAUUUUUUUUUUCAUUUUUCUUCACCAUGUCAGGAUGGAGAUUUUAGCUUGAUUUUUGCAACUUAGAAAAAGUUGCGCGUGAGGUGUCUUGGAGAGAAGCGCAGCGACAGGAGCGUUGGAGACGCGCAUCACUUUGGAGAACGGAGAGGUGCGCUGGAGCGCACGGACUGAAUCUUUCUCCAAACACGCAGAUUUCUCCUGCAAGCACGAUGGAUCCCAGCACGCCCUUCUUCUACACGGACAGCAGGUCAUUGGGGUCUGCGAAUAACAAUACGACCACCCCUCUGCUCAACGCCAACAUCAGCAGCAAUAACUCAGAUGUAUUCGGACUGCAUCCUUUCAGUAAAGCUACUAUGGUCAUCUAUUCUAUUGUCUUCAUUGUGGGUUUCAUUGGUAACACACUGGCCAUCUACGUAGUGGCCCGCUAUGCCAAGAUGAAGACUGUAACCAACAUGUACAUCCUCAAUUUAGCCGUGGCAGAUGAACUCUACAUCCUGGGAAUCCCCUUCAUUGGAACCAACAGUAUCCUGUCCUACUGGCCGUACGGGAAUUUUCUCUGCAAAGUGUGCAUGACCGCUGACAGCAUGAGCCAGUUCGCCUCCACCUUUUGCCUGACGCUGAUGAGCAUCGACCGCUUCCUGGCUGUCGUCUAUCCCAUUCGCAGUGCCAAGUGGAGGAAGCCACAUGCGGCCAAGAUUUUCAGCAGCCUGGUGUGGGUCAUGGCCUUUUUGACUGUGUUGCCGGUCACCAUCUUCUCACAAGUACAGGAGGACCCCAACACCUGCAACAUCACCGUGUCGGAGAAAGUGUGGUCCAUCGUAUUCAUCCUCUACACAUCCGUCCUUGGUUUCUUUGGGCCCCUGGUUGUUAUUUCCCUUUGCUACCUGCUCAUUGUCAUCAAGGUGAAGUCAGCUGGCAUGCGCGCAGGCCUGACUAAGAGACGGAAAUCGGAGCGUAAGGUGACGCGCAUGGUGGUGAUCAUUGUGCUGGUGUUUGUACUCUGCUGGCUGCCAUUUUUUACCUUCAACAUCGUCAACAUGAUCCUCACUAUUCCGGAAAACCAAACCACCGCAGGAAUCUACUUUGUCCUGAUCAUCCUCACCUACGUCAACUCCUGUGCCAACCCAGUCCUCUAUGCUUUCCUCUCAGAGAACUUCAAGCAGAGCUUUCAGAGGGUGCUAUGCUUCAGAAAAACAAAUACUACCGCACAUACUAAUACUUCUGUCACAAAAGUACAGAGACAGAGUGUUGCCAAGUCUGUCCAGUUGGAGGUCAACAGGAACCUCGACAGUGAGCCUUUCACCUCAAAAGCUGUGAUGAACGGCCAGUGAUCGCUAAGUUUCCAUGCUGACCCAGCAUGUGAUCAAGUGCUACCACUUGGAACUUGGACAGUUUACCAACGGGGUGGGGGGUGGGGGGGCAGUGGAGGAUUGACAUGGAAUUUCCUGACUUUAUUUCAGUUCGGUGAUGUCUCCUGUGGGCAUACUGAGGACCAUGAGGAGCCACGUUCUGUUCAAGGAACAGCUUGUUAUAACAUUCAUCAGCUACCAUGGGUCAUUUUUUAUGUGUAUUUUAUUUUUAUUACUUUGCAUCCAAUUGCAUUGGGAAAAAGUAUUUGUUUAUGGAGUUUUUUUGUUCAAAAGAACAUCAUGUUUUCAAGCGCCAUAAUUGAAUUGGACUUCAGAAUCUCUUCACUGACACUGUCCUUAAAGAAGAAACGUGUUCUGGAUUUUGUUUUGCUUUUGUUUCAGUAUGUUUGUUUUUUAAAUGGUUCAUUCUAUAAUAUUAGGUACUAAUAUAAUUAUCUGUAUAGGUAGCUCUUUAAACACCCUGUUUGGAGAAACAAACUUUAAUUCUGAUCAGCUUGAUAAAAAGCUGAUUUGUUAAUCCCAGACCAAGCUGCCAUCUUAAAAUAGCUCCAAUCUCAAAACACUAAUGAGAACACUAUUAUAUAAACGUUAUCACCACCAUUAAUGUGACUGUUACUCCAGCAGAAAUAUGAUAUUCCUGCAGGAAGAGACCCCACGCUGCACCCCAUCACCCCUACAGUUCAUAUUUACAGACCACCACAGAGUUCAAUGCAAACAACCACAUAAUGCAAAACUGUCUGCAGUUAAAAGGUUUAUAAAAUAGAUUUUUCAGACUGGAGCUAUUUUAAGUCAACAUCAAUCCACUUUGUUGUUGGUCCCACUCYGACUAGCCAUUCGCUCGUCAUUCAGGGCAAAUUAAAAAAAAUUAUGAACUGAGGUCAGAAAUAAGCUUUGUUCAUUCAUACAGCGAGCCACAUGUCAUAAAAGCUGAACUAUUCCUUUAAUAAAACCAAUUUACUGGUCAGAUUCAACUGAUUAUGUUACAUCACUGUGUUUAAUACACACCUGUGAUAGCAGUAUUUAUCUUCUCUGUAUAGAUGGCUAUUUUUUUAAGGUUUAACCACUUUUAAGGAAAAAACAAACAUGRCUUUAAGUGAUAAAUGCUGUGGAAACUAUUAGAUUUCUGAUGUGUUAAUCCUAUUUCUUUUUUGAUUUUUAAUUUUUGGCUUUGGCCCAACACCAAUAAACCAUAUAAAUUCUGCCCCUUUCA